UUACCAUACGAGCCGCAUGCUCUUGUUUUGGUGUGAAUCGUACCAGAGGAAUCCGUGAUCAUUGAUUUAUUACGAUUGUGAUCAUUUUUUGCAGUGGCAAGUCAGUGUUCUCAUUAUAGUACAGGUCUGCAAAACAAUACCAUGGCCAAAACCAAUAAAGAGAAACAGAACUCCGCUGGUCAUGAAUCAGCCAAGUCGCCCAGCACAAAACAGACGGUCGGUAGCGGGCAACCGUCACAGAUCUGGAACGAUGAACGAUUUGUUCACUUGGUCAACGAUCCUCGAUUCAAGGGGAUCCCACGGGAGGAGAAGAAGGUUAAAAUCGACAAACGCUUCCAGUCUAUGUUCGAUGAUGAACGCUUCAACGUGAAGCAUACGGUGGAUAAGUAUGGUCGAAAAGUGAAGCAGAACGCAAGUGACGAACUGCGAAAAUAUUACGAGCUGGGAUCAUCCGGAAGUGAGGAUGAAGGGGAAGUUUCCGAAUCCUUAGUCAAGAAGCGGAAGUCUGUAAAGUUGAGCGCCAGUUUGAUUUCAAAGGAAAAUGCUAGUAGUGAAUCGGAGGAAGGGCCAAGCGGUUCCGAUUCAGAUGCUCCCGAGCUGGACGAAGAAGAAAAGGCUAUGGCCAUGACGGACAAGGUAAAAUCCCGAUUGGAAGAUUUGGAAAUUGAUUACGCAAGAGGAGAGGGAGCAAUUACCUCAGAUAGUUCUUCGGAUGAUGAUUCUGACGGCGAGGAAAUUGCAGAUGAUGAAGUUUUCAUAGAUCAUGUUUGGGGUGAACUGGACGGAGAUGCUGAGCGUACCGAUGAUUCUACAAAACGAUUAGCGCUUUGUAAUGUAGACUGGGAUAGAAUCCGAGCAGUGGACAUAAUGGUUAUGUUGAGCUCGUUUCUUCCGCGUGGAUCUACUAUUUUAAGUGUUACCAUUUACCCGUCCGAGUUUGGCAAGCAACGCAUGAAGGAAGAAGAAGAACAGGGACCACAGGAAUUAACCGGUGAUAGAAUUGCUGAGUCUGAUGAUUCGGACGAGGAAGAGUUAGAUGAAGAAGAGAGGAAGGAAAAGGAAAUUGAACGCCUGCGUGAGUAUCAAUUGAACCGGCUUAAGUACUACUAUGCAGUUGUUGAGUGUGAUAGUGUCGAAUCGGCGGAUAAGCUGUACAAAGAGUGCGAUGGAGUCGAAUACGAGAGUACUGCCAACAAAAUCGAUCUACGAUUUAUUCCGGACGAAAUGGAAUUUGACGAUGAACCAAAAGAUAGUUGUAGCGAACUUCCGGAAGUUGGCAAAUAUGAGCCGAGGGUUUUCACUACAACAGCUCUAAACCAGGCGAAGGUAGAGUUGACAUGGGAUGAAAAUGAUGUCGAACGAAAGGAGUUCAACGAGAAAGUUCGAAGCGGUAAGUUGAACGAACUAUCCAAUGCCGAUUUGCAGAAGUAUGUCGCCUGCAGCAGCAGUGAAGAUGAAGAUCAAGAUGAAAACCAAUCCGAAGAACAGUCGGAUGAAAAUGAGAAUGAGAAUUCCAAAAAAUCGAAAAAACAAGAUAUGAUUGCCAAAUACAAAGCUCUGUUAGGUGAUAUUAAAGAACAGGACGAAAUUGCGAGGAACGGAAAGGUAGAGAUGGAAUUCACUUGGAAAGUGAAUGGAGAUGUUGAGCAAGUAACCAAUUCCGACGAAGAAUCCGGAUCUGAAUCAGGAAAAAAGAAAUCCGACAACGUAAAUCCAUUUGAAAAAAUAUUGGAGAAGUCGAAAGAGAAAAAGAAACGUCGAAAGGAAUUGAAAAAGAAGAAAAAACGAGGCGAACUGAACAGCGAUGGGGAAGCGAAAGAUGAGAGUUCCGAUGAAGAUCUACCGUACGGUGUAGAUCUAAAUGACCCAUUUUUUGCCAGCGCAUUUGACGAGAAAGAGUUCGACUUGAAGAAACCGAGCAAGAAGGAUAAGAAAAAGAACCACCAACAGGAGGAGCAAAGUGACGAGGAAGUUGUCCGCAAGCGAGCUGAAUUGGAACUGAUUCUGGAUGACGCAGAAGAUGAUAAAAGCCAUUUCAAUCUUAAGCGGAUUCAGGAGAAUGAAAUUGACCUAAAAACCAUUUCGAAAUCCAAGCGAAAACGCAUCCUCAAAAAGACGAAGAAACAAAUCGAAGAACAACGCCAGCAUAGCUUGGCCGCUGAUGAUUUCGAAUUGGAUCUGGAUGAUGAUCGUUUCAAGGCCGUUUAUGAGAAGGCAGAGUACAACAUUGAUCCUACGAAUCCUGCGUUCAAGAAAACAAAGGCGAUGGAAAAACUGAUACAGGAAAAACUGAAGAAGAGGCCGCUGAAGGAUAACGAUGUGCCGGAUUCCGGUGAUUCGAGGGAGUCGAAAAAGGCGAAAAAGGAUGUGAGCACAAGUUUGCUGGUUAAAAGCAUAAAACGAAAGAUUGGGAAAUAAGGGAGGCUUGUUAUGUAAAAGAAUUAAAAUAAAGUUGUA
Molecule: messenger RNA, 2457 nt
Organism: Topomyia yanbarensis
Lineage: Eukaryota; Metazoa; Arthropoda; Insecta; Diptera; Culicidae
Product: ESF1 homolog
Exons: 2
Coding region: 142-2418 (758 amino acids)
Biological process (GO): rRNA processing
Cellular component (GO): nucleus
Molecular function (GO): RNA binding
Source: RefSeq, a predicted model, not a curated record